AUGGGACAGUUGUUGGAGGAUCUGUAUUUAUGGUCUAGUGUUACUAAACCACAGUUCUACGCCCUGGAUAAUCCUUGUUUGGAGAAGUUCCGGUUGUGUUCCACUUCCUGUUCCGUUUCUUACAUGACCGGAAGUCUGAACUGCCAAUUUUGUGUAUGUGACGAUCCUAGGUUCUCCAUCGCUUGGCCGGAGUCUACUACUGCUCUACCCGCGACGACAACGACUCCCAGGCCUACGCUCCCAGAAGGUCAAUGGAUGGCCAAUAACAUUAUUUACACUAGACUUAAACAUCCAUGUUCUGAGUUUUAUGCGGCCUGUCCACUCUUGUGCAAGAGAGAGAAUAUAACAUUCACCAAUGGAACCACAUGUGAGACGUGCACGUGUGACAGGGAUUUUUUUAACAUUCUAGGAAGACGAGAGUAUCCAGAAAAGUUCUCCUUGCAUAAGAGACAUGCAAGUAAACACAAGGAUUAUAAUAAAAUGGGACAUGUUCCGAGACCCUGUUUUCACUUUGGGUGCCCCAUCUUCCGGUGCCCCGAGGGUUUACGAUUCGCCAUAUCUCCCAGUGGAUGCGAAGAGUGCAGAUGUAUUUCGAUAGACCCUUUAACAACGACACCCGCUCAGAUUUCAACAACAGCGGCGGGAAACGAGAAUUUUAUCCAGAUGUAUUGCCGGAAGGAACCGUCUGACUGCCCUCCCGGAUGUUCUGUAGUGGACUUCCGGGUCACAGAUUGGCACUGUUACCAUUGUCAUUGUCCGGAAAACAGUUACGUAGCACUACAAAAACCAUGUGAUCAGCAGAAUUUUCUCUGUUCUACCCAAUGUACCGUCCGCCAUCUUGUCAACUCUAGAAAUCAGACGGACUCGUGCGAGUUCUGUGACUGUACAGCUUCUGCCCGAUUUGGCAGAAAACAUAAAAUAUCCAGACGAGACACUACCUGUCCCUACCAUUGUCCUCAUUACUGUCAUUAUAGCCGGCAAAAGUCUUCUGGAACGUUUGGCCAACCUUUUGGACGCCGCAAAAGACAAAGUUUGGGAUGCUACGGAGAUUGCAGUCAAUGCCCUUAUAUAAUUAUUUUACCGCGAUUUAAACUACAAACAGUACUACAACAAAACCAUAUAUCAAUUCAACAAACUGGGACACUUAAUACUCACAAAGCUACAACAUCUAAGCCGUAUAUGGAAACAUCGACAAGGUCUAUUCCAGACAUGACAACAAAAUCUCUUACAACAAAUGAACGUACAACACAUAAAACAACAACUGGAUCAAUAAUACAGAAACCUACAACAGUUGUUACAACUCGCAGCAACACACCAGGAACAACAGCAACAACAACUAGUUCAAGCACAAUAACAACAUCCACAACCUCAACGCCUAGCACAACAACAACAGUAAGGAGUACGACGGUAGCGCCACCUAUGUGUCAUACUUGUAGUAACGUGACGUGUUCGUCGGCAGAUCUACAGGAGUGUAAUACUGGAUCAGAAUAUUGCAUGAAUACGUUGAAACAACACAGUGACGGAAGCAGAACAAUUACUCGCGGUUGUGUUUCGGAGAAUGAGUGCUACAACAAAUGGUGGAUUGUCUCCGCUGAUAACCCGUCCUGUCUAUCAAAGGUGAACACGCCCACUGGAAGGCCAGGUGCACCAAUCGAAUGCAACUUCUGUUGUAAGGGGGCGGGGUGUAAUCAGUUGAUGAGAAUUCCCGACAGCUUGUUGUACACUGGGGAAGACCAUCCUUCUAAUGCAAUGGGCGGGAUUAUUCAAAUUGGUUAA
Saccostrea echinata is the source of this 1776-nucleotide messenger RNA. RefSeq lists its product as uncharacterized. The record is from RefSeq and is a predicted model, not a curated record. NCBI's taxonomy places the organism in Eukaryota, Metazoa, Mollusca, Bivalvia, Ostreida, Ostreidae. The transcript has 11 exons. The coding region runs from base 1 to 1776 and encodes 591 amino acids.